AAACAGAAGAGUAGCUUCUACUUUGUACUAUUCUCUUCACUCUCUAUCUACGCUACACUCAACCCAUUUACCUGUCCUUAUAUAUGUUUAUAUAAAUUUAUAUAAAUAAACUUUCUCCUCUGCUCUCUCUACAUUGAGCAAAAAGAAUCUUGGAGAUCGAGAGGUCAUCGUUGUCAUUCCUGCGCUGAAGAUUAACAUAACGACCUUGCGCACCCAGGAACAGGGCAUUGUGUGACUUAGCAAUAUGGAGAGAAGCACUCCGGUGAGGAAGCCUUACACUUCAACCGCAGAUCUGCUCACUUGGUCCGAAACUUCACCUGCCGAUUCCCCAGCUCCUCCUUCCUCUGCUCUUCGUUCUCACCAGCCGUCCGAUGGGAUCAGGAAGGUGGUUUUUGGGGGUCAGGUCACUGAUGAAGAGGUCGAGAGCUUAAACAAACGAAAGCCUUGUUCGGAGUAUAAGAUGAAGGAGAUAACUGGUAGUGGAAUAUUUGUAGCCAAUGGAGAAGAUGAGACAGCAGAAACUGGCAGUGCCAACCCUCCCCCAAAUAAGACUGGAGUACGAAUGUACCAGCAAACAAUUGCUGGAAUCAGCCAUAUCUCCUUUGGUGAGGAGGAGAGUGUUUCUCCAAAAAAACCUACUACUUUGCCUGAGGUGGCCAAGCAGCGUGAGCUAAGUGGAACUCUGGAAAGUGAAGACUCUCAAUUGAAAAAACAGCUUUCUGAUGCGAAGUGCAAGGAGCUCAGCGGUCAUGACAUAUUUGCUCCACCACCAGAAAUCAAACCCAGGCCAAUAACUCCUCGCAUACUGGAGUUAAAAGGGAGCAUAGACAUUGGAGAACGUCAUGCUGAUGGGGAUCAAGGUGAUACCAUGUCUACAGGGGAACCAAUUAUGAAGACAGCAAAGAAGAUUUAUGACAAGAAAUUUGCAGAACUUUCGGGGAAUGACAUAUUCAAAGGUGAUGUGCCGCCUUCAUCUGCUGAGAAAUCAUUGAGUGGGGCUAAACUACGAGAGAUGAGUGGUAGUAACAUCUUUGCUGAUGGGAAGGUAGAAGCUAGAGACUACUUAGGGGGUGUACGGAAGCCACCUGGUGGCGAGAGCAGCAUUGCCUUGGUAUAAUUUAUUAGGUCUAACUUAUCUUCAUACUGUCUUGUUUUGUUUUAAUUAAUUUUUAGUGGGGAUGUGUUAUUAUAUUAUUUGACCAAAAAGGACCAUCUGCUAAUUGGUUGUAUGUCCAUAAUCCUGUGUUUUCCUCCGUGUUUGCUUUUAAUGAGUGAUUUGGACUGUUUACCUGAUCCA
Messenger RNA from Abrus precatorius (Indian licorice), 1297 nucleotides. RefSeq lists its product as uncharacterized. The record is from RefSeq and is a predicted model, not a curated record. NCBI's taxonomy places the organism in Eukaryota, Viridiplantae, Streptophyta, Magnoliopsida, Fabales, Fabaceae. The coding region runs from base 245 to 1117 and encodes 290 amino acids. The transcript is spliced from 6 exons.